This is a messenger RNA of Parnassius mnemosyne (clouded apollo), 1266 nucleotides long. Lineage: Eukaryota; Metazoa; Arthropoda; Insecta; Lepidoptera; Papilionidae. The record is from the annotation of a GenBank genome assembly.
AUGGUUAAAAUAUUAUUUCUUCACCCGGAUUUGGGUAUCGGAGGUGCUGAACGUCUUGUUUUGGAUGCCGCAUUAGCCUUCAAACGUAAAGGACAUGAAGUAGCUUUCUAUACCAAUCAUCACGAUCCUACACACUGUUUUGCAGAGACUAGGAAUGGUACAUUUCCUGUAACAGUUGUAGGCGAUUGGAUUCCGCGUUCAAUUUUUGGUAGGUUUAAAGCGGCGUGUGCUUACGUCCGUAUGGUAUAUGCUGCAGUUUAUUUGGCUUGGUAUGUUAUUCCUGUUGAAGAACCUACUAUUAUAUUUUGUGAUCUCAUAUCGUUAUGUAUACCUUUUUUGAAAAUGGCGAGAGGACCUUUUAGAGUAGUUUUUUAUUGUCAUCACCCAGAUAAGUUGUUAACUUCAGAAGGUGGAUUUUUAAAAAAAAUAUAUAGAGCUCCGCUUAAUUGGCUAGAGGAACUUACAACUGCUUGUGCUGAUAAAGUUUUAGUGAACAGCAAGUACACAGCUAGAGUUUAUCAGGAUGCAUUUCAAAAAAUAAAAGAUAUCCCUGAUAUUUGUUAUCCUUCAAUCAAUACUGAAUUUUUCAAUACUACAGUACCUAAGCCUUUGAAAGAAGUUGUUCCAGUGGGAUUAGAUAAGUUUAUAUUUCUAUCAAUAAAUAGAUAUGAAAGAAAGAAGAAUCUACAGUUAGCAUUAAGGGCAUUGGAGCACUUAAAACAAAUUUUAAGUGAAUCUGAUUGGAAUAGAGUUCAUUUGAUAAUGGCUGGUGGAUUUGAUCCAAUUAAUUUGGAGAAUAUGGAGCACUAUAUUGAAUUAACUGACUUAGCAGCCGAAUUGGACAUAGAAGACAAAGUUACAUUUAUGAAAUCACCUAAAGAUACAGAAAAAGUCUCACUUCUUUACCAUUGCAAAGCUCUUGUUUAUACUCCUUCUAAUGAACAUUUUGGUAUAGUGCCUUUAGAAGCUAUGUAUUACAAAAAGCCAGUCAUUGCGGUUAACAGUGGUGGUCCUACAGAAACAAUAGUAAAUGAUGUUACUGGAUUUUUGUGUGAACCGAAUAGUGAAUCGUUUGCCAGAGCUAUGAGUAAGCUCAUAUGGGCCCCAGAGUUAGUAGACAAACUUGGUGAGGCAGGCAGAAAGAGAUUUGAGACCAAAUUCUCAUUUGAUGCAUUCACAGAGCAAUUAGAUGGAAUUCUGAAUAGAGAGAGGCAGAUCAUAUCUGAAGCACGAGCCAUUGAGUAUGAGCAGCGUAAAAAAAAAUAA